AAAUAAAGCAACGAAGCAACACCAGUAAUACUCCUACUACCCUUACUGCCUAUCCAGAGCUUGCUGCAUAUCCAUUCUAUUCUAUACUAGGUGAGGGUGUGUUCACGCAGCUUACUUGGUUUUCUCGUUCAGCCCGAUCCAUCUAUUUGGCUGCUGUUUAGCUAAGCUAGCUUGUUUUGGCCUAUCAAUCCAGUUCCGCAAUCAAGGAACGAAGAGUUAGGCCUGGGGUCUUUGCUGCAGAUCCGUCUGAUCCAUGGGGUAGAUUGAACAAGCCAAUUCAACUCUAAAUGAACCUGGGGAUCGUUUCGAUACAUCAUGGAGCCAAGGCUCAUCCUGCUCAAGGCAAAUACCAUCAAUGCUGCAGCAGAAGAGAUAGUUGGUAUUCUGGAGGGCACGACCAAACACGAAAGAAAUAUCUUCUUCCGUGGCUGGCAGGGACUCGGGGCAUCCACUGUUCUCAGAGUGGUUGCCCAACGCCUGAAAUCAUCAGCUGCUCAAGAAAUGAAGUUUCAAAAGGUUGUACACGUGGAUUGCUCAUUGUGGCAAAGCAUGAGAGCCCUGCAAAGGGCAAUUGCUGAGGAGCUAGAGCUUCCCCAGUCGGUGAUGUCCAUGUUUGAUCAGCAUGAUGAGGAGGAUGAUUUCAAUGGGAUAGACCAAGGCUCUAGAGGGGUAAUAAGUGAUGUCACAGGGGAGAUCUUCAGAAAGCUUUAUAACAGUACAUUUGUGGUGAUUUUUCACAACGGGAACAACCACUACAUUGAUUUGUAUGAGUGUGGUCUCCCCAUAACUACAUUUUUGAGUAACAAGGUGUUGUGGACCUGGGGCAGGAGGCUCCGACUCUAUAACGAAGAAGAAGAAGAUGAAUUCGAGAAAACUGCGAGUAAGGCUGAUAUUGACAUGGGAGGUCAAGAAUUGCGGAGAAAUGUAUUGCAUGAAGAGGCCGCCAAGUACAUUGAUAUUCUUGAGCCUGGCACAGUAGUUGAGUGCUUCCAGUACGUCUGGGCAAGAAAACGUGCCGGCUGUAUUGACUGGCGAAUGCAUGCUUCAAACUAUUGGAUAUGUGAUGGGAUUAUACUAGAGGAAGGCAAUCCGUCUGCAUGGGAGGUUGGUGAUGCUCUAGAGAGAUACAUCUACUUGGAUUGGAUUAUGGAGGAAGAUAAUCCCAGUGAAGAUGAAGAUGAAGAUGCAAUUGAUGCUUACAUUUCUGGCCCUAAUGACCGUUCGGUUUCAGCCACACACCAACCCCUGAUACAUGAUGAUAUUGGUGUGCUGCCUCUUCGAGCGACAUCCUUCCUCCUCCUAGCAGAUAAAUCAAAUGGUAGGAGGGUGAAGCCUCUAUUAUCAGUUGUCAUGUUCCCAGACAACAAUAGGCUGCGUGUGUUGCACCUAUCUUGGUGCACCUUCAGUUUUACAUCUCCUCCCUUCCUCUGCUGCAGCCACCUAAGAUUCCUCCUGCUGGACCAUUGCACAGAUAUCAAAGAUGAAGAGCAUAAAAGCAAAAACCAAAAUGGAUCAUGCUUCCAAAAGCUAUGGGUGCUGGACCUGAGGUAUACAGACUGGUACUCAGAAAAGAUGAUGUGUUUAAUGGAUGAACUCAGGGAGCUGAAUGUGGAGGGAGUCAGGGACUGGAGGGUAGUUGAUCUUUGUGGCAGUAAAACUAGGCUUGUCAAGCUCCGAGUAGAAGCUGACCCAGACGCUGCAACUGAAAUAACCAUGCACAAGCCAGUCCCUAACAUGUCCAACGCCAACCACCUUAAGACAAUUAUCCUUGAGAGUUGCGUUGGAUUGGAACAAGUUGUUCCCGAUGUUCUUCCCCCGUUACUUGAGUCAUUUAGCUUUACUGUAGAUGAUGACGCUAUUGCUAAGAUAUCCAGCAUCUCCUUCCAGGGCCUCGCUAAAUUGAAGAGUGUGCUGCUGAGAGGCUUGAUGGAGAGCCUCGAGGAGCUGGACCUCUCAGGCACAGCAGUGAAGACCCUCGACCUUAGAGAAGUGGUAGCAAGAAACCUCAAGCAGCUCAUCAUGUUGGGCUGCCAGAAGUUGCAAGCAAUACAAUGGCCGCGAAUAGGAGAAAGGCCAUGGUGGUUGGAGGUGUUGCGCGUCGACACCGUACAAUCCGGAUCAUCUGGCCAAGGCAAUUGUGAAGAAAAAUCCAAGGAGACUAUUGCUGCUACAGGAUCAUCACAGAAUAUUGCAGUUGUUGCUAUGAAACAAGAUGCAUCUUUUGAUAAAUACAUCUAUGUAAGGGACGGAAGGCUCCUGAGGUCACUAGUGCCUGUCAGAGCAUCUUUUGAGCUUAGGGGUGGACAUAUGGAGAUGUCAUCAUCACCUGCAAGUAGUGUUGCUGUUGGUGAUCGUGGAUAUGCCCAACGAAUUAGACAUCCUGAUCAUUAUUUAUAUGCAAGAGAUAUCGUAUUUCAAUACCACCUUCACGUUGUUGCUGCUAAUGAAGGUGCAAUCAGGUGGAUGUGGGCUUGUCCACCUGCUCCUGUUGUUGAUACAGUCAAGGAUUGGUAUGUCCACAUACAAGUUGAAGAGGGUAUGAAGAAGAGUGGCUUACUGAAGCAGGAAGGUGGCACCCAAGGAACUAUUACUGGUGCUACUUCAAUCCCAGAUGAUAUAUGCAGAUUACAUGCUAAGAUGUUGCAUGUGCAUGAUUGCUUGUCCAUCACUAGCAUCCCAGUCCCAAGAGAUCUUGUUUGGACACGACUUGAACAGUGUCGAGUUGAGAGGUGCCCCAAUAUAAGCUCUGUCUUUGCUGCUCUCAAAGGAAGUUAUACUAAUUAUGUUAUGUUUUGCUUUUAUCACUUGACCACAUUCUGGGCAUCCCAGCUCCUGAUGGCGCGCUACAUAUGGAACUGGAAUACAAUAUGGCAACCCAGUGAGCAUUCCUUUCGAGACCUAGAAUUUUUGCACCUAGACUACUGCCCAAGGCUCAUACAUGUGCUCCCCUUAUCUGUGGAUAUGACUACCUUGCCUCACCUAGUGACCCUCGAGAUUGUGUGCUGUGGCGAUAUCAUGGAGAUCUUCCCUCUGGAUCCCGAGCGCCAAGAGAAGCAAACAAUUAUAAAUUUCCCCGAGCUCAAGCACAUCCACCUGCACGAUCUCCCCAGGCUGCAGCACAUCUGUGGAAGUAGGAUGUUAGCACCAAAACUUGAAACUAUCAAGAUAAGGGGCUGUUGGAGCCUCAAGCGCCUGCCUGCCGUUGCGAAGAAAUUCCCCAAGGUGGACUGCGAGAAGGACUGGUGGGACAGUUUGGAGUGGCACGAGGGGGAUGUGAACCACCACCCUUCGCUCUACAAGCCGACCCACUCAAGGUACUACAAGAAGUCCCAGUUGCCGAGAGGCAGCGUACUCAGGUAAUCCAUCCCUUCCAUGAGGGGAGCUUCAGCGUGCUUCAGUGCAACAUGCAUGUUGGGCUACAAGGUUGAAGAUUUAUCGGCAAUAUAUGGCUGUGUGUAUUUUCCCUACCCAAAUUCAUGCUGCUUGAUUGGUUUUUGUGUGCUAUGCUUCUGCAUUGCCAUGGUGUGGCUCUGCGCCUGCAUCAAUCUACAUUGUCGACAUGUUGUUGCAUCUUCCAGUUUGGUUUGGUUCAGUCAGCUUUGCUGGACUGACCGAUAUAUCAUCAAAGCAAGUAUUUUUAUCAUCUGGUUGGAUAGAUGAUGGUACAAGAUUUGAGCAAGAGAGAAAUAAAUAAGAGUGGCAUCCAGCUUACGCGACAUGAGCCCUGGCGUGCUCAUGUUGCUGCUAUGCUGUCUGUGUGUGUGUGUGGUGUGAUCUGUCAGCUGCCGACUGACUGUUGUAAUAAUUUAAUUGUGUAUGCGAUUUUUAAAACAAUUGUGGAUGGUUAUAAAUUUGUUGUUUAACUAUAAAUUUGAUUGCCCAUGCGGUCAUGUGGCUGAUAUAACCUC
Messenger RNA from Triticum aestivum (bread wheat), 3908 nucleotides. RefSeq lists its product as uncharacterized. Bases 316 to 3360 code for a protein of 1014 amino acids. The transcript is spliced from 4 exons. Lineage: Eukaryota; Viridiplantae; Streptophyta; Magnoliopsida; Poales; Poaceae. The record is from RefSeq and is a predicted model, not a curated record.